CAGUGGCGAGGGGCAGAGAGAAAUAUAGACAUGUUACAGUCACAAAGUCAAAAGAGUUAGUUGCACACAUUUGUCUUGCGAGUGUCGGCGAGUGCUGUUCCAGCGGUUCUUUAAUCCUGUAUGUAAAUGACAGCCAAUAGAUGCUGUUGUUGAGUUGGGCUGGGAUUAGCGGAGGCGAAUGACUUUCAAUUUUACUGGAUUACAGAACAAAGAAAGGGGAAAGGGACACACUCCUCUGGUAAAGAAAACAGAAAGAAAACGGGCCAAAUUGAUCAAAUAAAUCACGUCGAUUGCAUUUCAACAGGCUACGAACCAUUCGAGAUUAUGUCAUUUUACAAAAUCGCUGUCGCCUUUCUUUAGAUGGGAAUUCAGCUCUCACUGUUGGAUUAAACGGAGAAUAAACCUAUUCCGGGAUUGGCAGCAUAAGAAGAAUGGCACAGAUACGGAAGCUUGGCUGUGAUGGGAUGAGGACCAACUCACGGCCAGAGCUCAAAGUUCCCCAAGUGUCAGCCAGACAAGAAAUCCUCACCAGCCUAGUGUCUGCCCUGGACUCUGUGUGCUCUGCCAUGUCUAAACUCAAUGCUGAGGUGGCCUGUGUCACUGUGCAUGAAGACAGCGUGAUCGCCGUGGGAACAGAGAAGGGAAGAAUCUUCCUAAACUCCAGAAAGGAAAUACAGACAGACUUUCACAAAUUCUGCAAAGUGUCCUGUCUGCAAGCAUUGACCGCCAUGAACUCCCACGCCAAAGUUCCUGAUGUGGACUGCAGCAGGACUGGCAAAGACUGCGGGCAGCAGGGCAGACAGAGGGCCUUAACAGACACUCAUUCCAACAUCUUCGUCCUGAGGAAGAUGGUGGAGGAGGUGUUCAGCGUGCUUAUAAUGGCUGUUGAAAAUUCUGCUUUAAGAAGAAAUUACUACAAUUUUAUCAUUGUUUUAUCAUUUUGUCACUAUCAGCACCCAAUGAACAAAGACCAAAAAUGUGUGUGUGUGUGUUUUAAUAGAACACCAGAGGAACCCUCUCGGGAUGCCAAAUCCUGUCUGGAAGUCAACCAUCACUCUUCGACCUCAAAGAGCGUAAGCAACCACGCCUCUGCCAAACCCUCUGUGCAGGACGCGUCUGCUUGCAACUCCAUGCUCUCCAGCUUCCUGUACGGCAUGCCCAUGUCCUCCCAGCCUCACCCAGACAGCAAGCUGGACCUGAAGCCCACAUCACUGCACAGCAUAGGUAAAGAGCGGCUGGGCAUGUGGGCAUCCGCUGACGAGAAAGCGGUUCAGGCCAAGGAAUGUGCUGACAAUGGCGAGAGAGUAGGGCUGGCAGCAGAUCUUACCCAGAGUCCUCCCAGCAUCCAUGUCUCCAAGCGCCUUCUGUUCUCCAUAGUGCAUGAAAAAUCAGAAAAAUGGGAUUCGUUCAUCGGGGAGACUGAGGAUAUCAACACCCUUCGAGAAUGUGUUCAGAUCCUCUUCAACAGUAGAUAUGCUGAAGCAUUAGGCCUGGAUCACAUGGUUCCUGUGCCAUACCGGAAAAUCGCCUGUGAUCCUGAGGCGGUAGAGAUCAUUGGAAUUCCAGACAAGAUUCCCUUCAAGAGACCAUGCACUUACGGUGUGCCUAAACUCAAACGGAUCCUGGAAGAAAGGCAUGCUGUCCGCUUUGUUGUCAAAAGAAUGUUUGACGAACGAAUUUUUACUGCUGCUGGUAAAGUAGCUAAGGAGGAGGGCAAACAGGAUGGUGAGGAUGGAUUCCCAGAUGGCCUCAGGGUCCCGAGCUCUUCUCUAGAGCUGAUCAGCAACACUCACAGUAGCAGAUCAACAAGCUCCUGUGUCAGUCCUUUGGCUGAGUGUGAAGCAGGGCCAUCUGGGGACUGUCUGCCUUUGAAGAAGAUCAAAACGGAGCCCCCAGAUGGUGAAAUUAUCCAGGUGACAGUGCCAGGUAUGGUCUCCCAGCCCCACUGUAAAGCUCACGCUGAGAGUUUCUCUGCAGAAGAUUUAACGCCGAAGUCUACAACUCAAGGGCUCAAGAGAGCUGUUGAAGAAGACAUCGGAGAGAUGAUCCUUCAGCUGCGAAAUCAAGUCGAGAGCCUGUUCAGCUCCAAGUACAGUGAGGCUCUUGGUCUGCCUGAACCGUCUAAAGUGCCGUAUUCCAAGUUCCAGAUGUAUCCAGAUGAUCUGUAUGUCACAGGGCUGCCAGAAGGGAUGACUUUUCGAAGGCCGAACUGUUUAGGAGCAGCAAAACUUCGGAAGAUUCUUGCCGCCAGUAGUCAGAUUACAUUUGUUAUAAAGAGGCCAGAAUUGUUGACAGAACAGGUCAAACAUGAAGGUGUCUCUAAGACGACCUCUGAUUCAGCAGAGACUGACUCCAAAGACCAAUCAGAUGACCCGGGACUUGCCUCCAAAAGACCAGGAUUCUCAGACAGUUUAGAGGCCAAGCUCUCCCGUAUCGACUUGGCGAACACUCUGCGAGAGCAGGUCCAAGACCUGUUCAACAGGAAAUAUGGCGAGGCACUGGGCAUUAAGUAUCCUGUGCAAGUGCCUUACAAGAGGAUCAAGAGUAACCCUGGCUCAGUGAUUAUAGAGGGCUUGCCCCCUGGCAUCCCCUUCAGAAAACCCUGUACCUUCGGCUCACAGAAUCUAGAGAGGAUAUUAGCGGUGGCAGACAAGAUCUCUUUCAGUAUUACAAGGCCUUUCCAAGGGCUUAUUCCCAAGCCAGCACCACGACGAAUAACCAUAUUGAAGAAAGGUUAUACUCCAAUAAGUGAAGAAGACGAGGUCAACCGGAUGGGAGAGAAAGUGAUAUUAAGGGAACAAGUUAAAGAACUCUUCAAUAAAAAAUAUGGUGAAGCUUUGGGUCUGGAGCGCUCAGUCAUUGUUCCAUACAAGUUAAUCCGUGCCAAUCCAGGCUCACUGGAAGUGUGUGGACUUCCGGAUGAUAUUCCCUUCAGGAAUCCUAAUACUUAUGACAUAGUUCGGUUGGAAAAAAUCCUGCAAGGCCAAGAUGAAAUUACUUUCAAUAUCAAAACCCCUCUACAGCCUUUCACAGAGUUAUGUACUCAAUCUUGUAAUAAAGAAGGUAAAGAAGUGUCUACAAAUCGACGCAAACGUAAACGAGUACUUGACAACAGUCAAGCAUCCAUGCCCACUGGAGCAGACUCAACACUAUCAACCAAUCAGAUUCCUGUCAUGCAAUGGCCCAUGUACAUGGUGGACUAUAGCGGAGUGAAUGUUCAAGUUCCUGGAAAAGUCAAAUACUAACAAACUUUCUGAUUUCGUACGAAAGACUUCUACCGUUAAGGGACCUUUUUAUAAUAAACUUGACGUUUCUGAAUGCUAAAUUCAGCUUUCUUCAGAGCUGUGGCAGAUCCUGCGGCUCGCGCAUGGAGACGCCUGUGUGUUCUGGCAGGUAUUAGAGAGUGUGAACUGUUGGAUGCAGUUGUUUCUGAAUGAAGUGCUAAUGAUGGAACAACACGGCAGUAAAUCAGUCUGCUAGUGCUUUAGAGGAAUAGUACUCAACCUCACGUCAGUCCAAAAACAAAUGCUUUUGAUAUUUUUGUGGAACACGAAAAUAGAAAUCAUGUAAAAGAAGAUUUGUUCUGUGUGAAGAUUUGUCAAAAAUUGACUUUUAAAGGAAUAGUUCAUCCAAAAAUGUAAAUCUGCUGAAAAUGUACACACCUUCAGGCC
Molecule: messenger RNA, 3671 nt
Organism: Sinocyclocheilus rhinocerous
Lineage: Eukaryota; Metazoa; Chordata; Actinopteri; Cypriniformes; Cyprinidae
Product: general transcription factor II-I repeat domain-containing protein 1-like
Exons: 25
Coding region: 432-3245 (937 amino acids)
Cellular component (GO): nucleus
Molecular function (GO): DNA-binding transcription factor activity
Source: RefSeq, a predicted model, not a curated record